CCGUUCUUUAUUUUCAUUCUUUCAACUCUCUUUUUUUCUUCCACCGAUCUUUGCCUACUUUGUAAACAAUAAAAAUGCCUCAGGAAACAACAGCAGAAUUCUUCAAAAGGUUCAUGUCAGAUGAAAUGAAGUUUCAGGACUUUGUAGAGACAGGUUUUAUGAAGUUGAAUGAUAGAGAAAAAUACCGAAAGUCACUGAAAACUUGUAAAAUGAAAGCAGCACGAAAUAACAGCGAGCUCAACCGAUAUUCAGACAUUCUGCCUUACGAUGGGUGUCGAGUGGCACUUCGAAAUCCACAACUAGGUGAAAGCGACGAUGACUAUAUCAAUGCAAGCUAUAUUAUGGCACCUUUUAAAAUAAAAAAACUGUAUAUCGCAACACAAGGCCCUUUAAAAAGAACCAUCAUCGAUUUCUGGAGAAUGGUCGUCGAGAAUGGCGUAGCAGUCAUAGUAUGUUUAACGGCCGAGAUUGAGAACAACAAAAAGAAAUGCGAAAGAUACUGGUCUCUGCCAGAGCAACCACUUGAGAUGGAAAAUGAAAAGGUGAAAGUGAAAGUAUACCAUGCAAAAAAGGAUCAACACAAUAAAGAAGCCGAGUGUAUCAUCAGAACAAUGAACGUUGAAUUUUACAGCCAAGGGGAUGACGCAAAAUUGCUGGCCAAACGUAAAGUGAGUCAGAUUCAAUUCUUGGGUUGGGCUGAUCAUGGCAUACCAAAGACAACGACAAGCGUCAUCAACUUGGUUGAAUUAGCAAGACAAUUGAAUCCGGUACGGCAACAACCACCCUUAGUCGUUCAUUGCAGCGCAGGGUGUGGGAGAACAGGCACUUUUUGCGUGCUUGAUAUUGCAGAGACCUACCUACGACAAAAUCCUUAUUCGCCUACAGAUCCUAUUUAUCAUAUAACGAAUGAAAUCCGUAAAGCCCGUACAACCAUGGUGCAGACCGAAUCACAAUAUGAGUUCUGUUAUAGAGCCCUUAUAGAUUUCAUGAGCCGGAAAAAAGACGCUGAAGGAACUGAUGGAGAAAAAGGAAAUGGAGUUGAACAAAGCUAAAAAUAGUUUCAGGACAUAUUUUGUUACUAUAUAGUAUACUAUGAUUUACGAAAGGGCUCCAAGUACAUAAGUAGUCAUCGUGAUACCAAUGAAAAGAGGAGAGACG
Molecule: messenger RNA, 1158 nt
Organism: Mycotypha africana
Lineage: Eukaryota; Fungi; Mucoromycota; Mucoromycetes; Mucorales; Mycotyphaceae
Product: protein-tyrosine phosphatase-like protein
Exons: 1
Coding region: 75-1052 (325 amino acids)
Biological process (GO): protein dephosphorylation
Molecular function (GO): protein tyrosine phosphatase activity
Source: RefSeq, a predicted model, not a curated record